AUUUGCCACGCAGGAGGUGCUUAUUUGCUUCCAUCCGGGUGAGAUACUGGAGGAGCGUUUAACUUCCUCAGUUUUUUUUGCAUAUCCUGCCACCCAGUCAUUAUGAUGUGCGGCGCCCAUCACGGUCACGUCAGAGCAGUGGUUCAGGUGCUUUUGGCCCAGUUGCUUUUCGGAUGGGUGUUUGGCUCGGAACUUACCUUCGAACUUCCAGACAACGCCAAGCAGUGUUUCUAUCAAGACAUCACGGUCGGCACAAAGUGCACGCUUGAAUUCCAGGUGGUGACUGGAGGCCAUUAUGACGUUGACUGUCGCUUGGAAGAUGCGGACGGGGUUGUCCUGUACAAAGAGAUGAAGAAGCAGUACGACAGCUUUACGUUCACAGCAGCCAAGAACGGGACAUACAAGUUUUGCUUCAGCAACGAGUUCUCCACAUUCACACACAAGACUGUUUACUUUGAUUUUCAAGUCGGGGAAGAUCCUCCUCUCUUCCCCAACGAGAACAGAGUUACUGCUUUGACCCAGAUGGAAUCAGCCUGCGUCUCCAUCCACGAGGCCCUGAAGUCCGUCAUCGACUACCAGACCCACUUCCGUCUCCGGGAGGCCCAGGGGCGCAGCCGCGCCGAGGACCUCAACACCAGGGUGGCCUUCUGGUCUAUCGGAGAGGCCUUCAUCCUCCUGGUGGUCAGCAUCAGCCAGGUGGUCCUCCUGAGGAGCUUCUUCUCAGACAAGAAGACCACCACCACCCGCGUGGGGUCUUAACAUAGCCCUCUACCCCCCCCCCCCCCCAGCGCUGGCUCAUAGCCACAUUCAAAAUGGACUUCGACAGACUGACCACAGCCAGUGGAAGUUCACAUGGUUUCUUUUUUUUUUUUGGGUUUUUUUUUUUUUUUUUUUUUUUUAAUAAAGAUUCCAUUUGCUUCAUUUGUUAAUGUGUAAAGAGAAGAAGUCACAUUCUGUAUUUACUUUUAAAGACCCAAUGAAUUAUUCUAAAGGUUGUGAGUUCAGGAAAUGCUACCUGGAAAGGUAGCAACUUAAUUUAUUGAGCAUAUGGGUUUUCUUUUUUUCUUUUCUUUUUUUUUUUUUUUUACACCACUAUUGUUGACCUGAAUGUAUGAAAAUACUGAUAUACUGUCAUGCAGGUCUUGGAAGUUGAGAUGCUUUUUUUGAUUCUUUAUUAGGUGUUAAGCUGUAGUGUUAGAAGUUAACUCAUCUCGUCAGAAUGCACUACUCCUGCAGUCCAGACAAGCAGACUCCCCACAUUUAGUCAAUCUUUCAUCACAGUACCCAUCGUGACAAAACUCCUACCUUUGAAUCAGAACCGAAACGUAUAAACUAAGAUUACAGAAUUUUUAUUUUUAGUGUUCAACCAAUUUGGGAGAUUAGUAUCUCCUUUGUCACCAUUUUGGAUUGUUCUUUUGACAUUUUGGCUUACGUAAAGUACGUAAAAAAAAAAAGUGAAUUCUUUCUUUGAAAACAAUUGGUCCCUUCUCUGGUAUGUAUAGUAAAAUCGGAAAUAAAUCAAAAAAAGGUGUAAGCACAUAACUUUAUAGUAUUGUUUUUUAGCCCGUUCUUUUAAUUAUGCGGUCUCCAUUUUUGCUGCUCGGGUAUGUUCGUAUUGUUUCUGCUCACAGACCGCUUCGUCAGCACUCCCUAUUGGAAACAACAGCUGUCUGUUUCACAUUGGCGAAUAAACAUUUUGUGUGAAACCCCA
This is a messenger RNA of Conger conger (European conger), 1711 nucleotides long. It is a transcript of the gene tmed7, whose product is annotated as transmembrane p24 trafficking protein 7. Gene Ontology annotation, biological process: endoplasmic reticulum to Golgi vesicle-mediated transport; intracellular protein transport; Golgi organization. The transcript has 4 exons. Bases 103 to 759 code for a protein of 218 amino acids. Lineage: Eukaryota; Metazoa; Chordata; Actinopteri; Anguilliformes; Congridae. Gene Ontology annotation, cellular component: endoplasmic reticulum; Golgi apparatus; COPII-coated ER to Golgi transport vesicle. The record is from RefSeq and is a predicted model, not a curated record.